UUAAUUUCCUACAAAUACAUAAUUUUGUGCCUUAAAAGUUCAGUAAUCAUCCAAACAAUGAUCAAAAAUGUUGAAAUUAAUAUUCACAGCAUUAAUCAUCUCCUGGAAUAAUUUUCAAGUCGAAUUGCAGUCAAUUAAAACGGGAGGAUGUCCAUUCGUUCCUUCGGUUGAAAACUUCAAUUUGUAUCAAUUUACUGGUCAGUGGUAUGACAUCGCACACAUUCCUAUUCCGACAUUAAAUCUUGGAAAGUGCGUGGUUAUGAAUUGUGUCAUUGACUACUCAAGCAUUGUCAGGAUGUCAGUCAAUUAUUAUGAUGGAAAGCAGAUCCAACAAAUCAACAAUGCAUUCACAAUUAAUAAUGCUAGUGGCGUUUACUUCGUGCAUGUCCCAAUGAUAAACUUAAAGUUUGAAUUUAUUGUUGUCGAUACUGACUAUGAUAGCUAUUCAGUCAUUUAUGCUUGUGCUAAGCUUGCCACACUUAAAAUACAGUUGAUUUGGGUAUUGAGUCGUGAGUCAACGUUAUCAAAGGAUAUCUAUAAGAACAUAACAACAUCUUUAAAGCGGCGUAAGCUUCCUUACAAGAAGCUCAAGACUGUGAAUCAAUCCAAAUGUCCAGUUUAUUUUUGAGAGUUUCAUGGACAAUCACAAACUUAUUAUAUGGGAAGGUACAAC
Molecule: messenger RNA, 673 nt
Organism: Chironomus riparius
Lineage: Eukaryota; Metazoa; Arthropoda; Insecta; Diptera; Chironomidae
Source: the annotation of a GenBank genome assembly